GAGGGGAAGCUCGCUCAUUUUUUGGCGCGCAUUUUAAAGGCAAUGGUGAAGAAUGUUAUUCGUCUGAGAGAGUGUAAAACCCUAGUACUGUAGUUGUACAAGAGAGAGAGAGAAUCCCUAACACUGUAGUAGUUCCUCUCUUCUCUGUAACUCUCUCCCUUCCGUUCCCCGGACAAGGAUGGCUGCUGUCCUCAAGAAAUAUUUUGGCUAUUCUGUUUUUCGUCCACACCAAAAAGAGAUCAUUGAAGAAGUACUGAAGGGAAGAGAUACCAUGGUUGUCAUGGCUACUGGAAGUGGGAAAUCUCUGUGCUACCAGGUUCCUCCCUUGGUUACCGGAAAACUUGCCGUAGUAAUAAGCCCAUUGAUAAGUUUGAUGCAAGACCAGGUUAUGAGUCUUAAACAAAGAGGCAUCAGAGCUCAAUAUCUUGCAAGCACCCAAAAGGAUACUUCUGUCAUCUCCAAUGCUGAGAAUGGUCAAUAUGACAUUUUGUACAUGACUCCAGAGAAAGCUUGCUGUAUUACUGAUAGGUUCUGGUCAAAAAUGUUAGUAGUUGGUCUCUGUCUACUGGCUAUUGAUGAGGCACAUUGCAUUUCAGAAUGGGGCCAUGAUUUCAGGACAGAAUACAAGCAAUUAGAUAAGCUACGGAACUUUCUUCCACAUGUUCCCUUUGUUGCCUUGACAGCAACAGCUACCGAGAAGGUUCGAGUUGAUAUUAUUAAUUCUUUGAAGAUGAAUAAUCCUUACAUUGCGAUUGGUUCAUUUGAUCGCAAUAAUCUCUUCUAUGGUGCCAAACCUUUUAAUCGGUCGGAUUCAUUUCGCAAAGAUCUGGUUGGUGAAAUAUCAAAAUAUAUUUGUAAUGGAGGCUCCAUUAUUGUAUAUUGUACAACAAUCAGAGACACUAAUGAGGUUUUUGAGUCCCUCCAACAAGCUGGAAUCAAGGCUGGCUUUUACCAUGGACAGAUGACAAGUAAAGCUCGUGAGGAUUCACACAGAUCCUUUAUUAAUGAUGAGCUGCAUGUGAUGGUUGCAACCAUUGCUUUUGGUAUGGGCAUUGACAAGCCAAAUAUAAGGUGUAUAAUACAUUAUGGAUGUCCAAAGAGUCUGGAGUCUUACUAUCAAGAGAGCGGUAGAUGUGGUCGAGAUGGGCUGCCAUCAAAAUGCUGGCUCUAUUAUUCAAGAAGUGAUUUUGGAAAGGCUGAUUUUUAUUGUUCAGAAGUGCAGAACGAAGACAGAAGAAAAGCUAUUGUACAAUCCGUUAUGGAAGCACAAAAGUACUGCAUGUGGACAGGUUGCCGAAGGAAGUUUUUGCUGGAGUUUUUUGGGGAGCAGGUCUCGUUCACCAAUUGUGGUAACUGUGAUAAUUGUACAGACACUAAUAACGAGGGGAAGGAUAUAUCAAGAGAAGCUUUCUUGCUGUUGACCUGUAUAAAAUCUUGUAGGGGCCGCUGGGGCCUCACUAUGCCAAUAGACAUUCUUCGUGGCUCCCGGUCAAAGCGGAUUGUUGAGAAUCAUUUUGAUGGACUUCCCUUACAUGGACUUGGUCGAGACCAUUCAAUUAACUGGUGGAAAGGACUUGGGGAUCAGUUGCUCGCUCAUGGCUAUUUGACAGAGGCUGUUCAGGAUGUAUAUAGAACUGUAAGUGUGAGCCCAACAGGAACUCAAUUUCUCCAUGCUUCAAGUGCUGAUCAUCAACCACCUCUAAUUUUGGUUCUGACCCAUGAAAUGGUUGAGGAAAACCAAACUGGUGAAAAUCCAGUUAAAUAUGAAGGAGAUCUCAAUGACCUAUCUGCUCUAGAAUGUCAAGGACUUACAAAGGAUGAGGUACAUCUCUACCACAAGCUUCUUGAUUUGCGGAUGAAGUUGGCACGAAAUGUUGGGACAGCUCCAUAUGCUAUAUGUGGUGAUCAAACCAUUCAAAAAAUUUCAAAAAUAAGGCCAUCAAGCAAGGCUAGACUGGCAAACAUUGAUGGUGUCAAUCAGCACCUGGUAACAACAUAUGGGAAUCAUAUCAUCGAAAGUAUUUGUCAUUUGUCACAAGAAUUGAAGCUUUCUUUGAAUGGUGAAGAACCAACACUGAUGGCAGUAGCACACAAGCCAUAUCCAAGUACCCAAAAAAGAUCAAAUCCAGCGAAGGUUGAGGCAUGGAGAAUGUGGCAAGAGCAUGGUCUUUCUUUUCAAAAGAUUGCUAACUUACCAGAGAGGCCGGCACCUAUACAAGAACAGACUGUUAUUUCAUAUGUUCUUGAAGCUGCAAGAGAGGGGUAUAAAAUCCAGUGGAGCAGAUUUUGUAAGGAAACUGGAUUGACAUGUGAAAUUUUCAAAGACAUUCAACUUGCUGUUGCGAAAAUUGGCUCUAAAGAAAAACUAAAGCCAAUUAAGGAAGAGUUACCUGAAUCUGUGACAUAUGUCCAUGUCAAGGCAUGCUUGACAAUGCAAGAAUUGGGGCUAUCAGCAAACGCUAUAUUAGAUGUUCCAGAGCUACGUGAGGAUCAUGCAACAACCAAAACAAGAGUGUGCAAUAAAGAGGAUAUAGUCAGAGAAAAUUUAGUGCUUGAUUUUUCAAAUAUAGAUGGUGAAGAGCCUUCUGUUUCUCCAAGAGUUACUGAGAACAAAGAAUUAACUAGGCAUCGAAAACAAGCCUGUGGAAGUGACGCCCCAAUCUCAGAAAAACCAGCAAAACUGCGACACGUGGACAUUGAUGAGAUAUCACGGAACAAUAGACACAAGCCCGAUGCAACCAUGGACUCUGUGCUUGAGUGGAUUGGAAGCCAUAAUGGAGUGGGUCUAUCAGAUAUCCUUGAUCACUUUAAGGGAUCCAGCAGAGAAUCAGUGGCUGCAGUUUUGAAUGGACUAGAGGGUGAGUUCUUAAUUUAUAGAAAGGGUGAAUUGUACAUAGUAAUGUAAGCAUUGUUUGUUCUUACCUAAUUUAUGCUUGAAGAGCUUCCCUUGGCCCUUGGAAUCAUGUUGUUUCUACUUGCAGCUUUAAGCUUGGCUGAAUUGUGUUUUAUGAAUUAUGAUUUUCAGUCAUUUAUGUAUAUAACUUAAAACAAGACUAUUUAUUCCAUUAUAUUGUUCAUAUGAGUUAUA
Molecule: messenger RNA, 3088 nt
Organism: Amborella trichopoda
Lineage: Eukaryota; Viridiplantae; Streptophyta; Magnoliopsida; Amborellales; Amborellaceae
Biological process (GO): double-strand break repair via homologous recombination; DNA replication
Cellular component (GO): cytoplasm; chromosome; nucleus
Molecular function (GO): ATP binding; 3'-5' DNA helicase activity; nucleic acid binding
Source: RefSeq, a predicted model, not a curated record